AUGAUAACAGCAAGAAUUCAUUCAGGGCAGGCAUUCUCGACCGUCAUCAAAAUGGAGUUUCUACCGGGCAGAGGGAAGUUGACCCAGGGGCAAAACCAGGUGUUAACCGACUUUACCUUGGCAUUUGCCAACCAUUUCCCCAACAUCCUGUUAAGUCCCUCCUAUUCUCAUCCCCUGGCCUUCCAGAAGCCCCAAGACAGCAACUUAUCAGUCCUGCUUCCCCAGAUAGAUAGUGGGUUUUUUCCCAUUAGAACUUUCCUGUGGGUUAUCUCAGGCUAUGGAGAGCAGCUCAUCUCUGAGAUCUAA
This is a messenger RNA of Rangifer tarandus platyrhynchus (Svalbard reindeer), 306 nucleotides long. NCBI's taxonomy places the organism in Eukaryota, Metazoa, Chordata, Mammalia, Artiodactyla, Cervidae. The record is from the annotation of a GenBank genome assembly.